CCAUUGUCAUAUGCAAACACAGGCGGUGUUACGACAGUUUUAUGAUCUGCACUUUAAUACCAGCUCUGUGUUUACAACUGAUUUUGCAGGUAGAGCUUCAGAGCAAGCUGCGUCUCAUCGUCCCUCAAAAGGCCGACAGUAUCUCCGUGGGUGUCCCUGUGACAGACGCCAGGCUGCUAGAAAUAUUACUUCAUUCUAUCUGCGUACGACAGAGGUGCGUCAUUGGCUGGACUGCACCCUACAAUACUAGUGCUCGGCAUCGCGUCAUUCAUUCCGAAGGGACCCACCUGGAACACAUAUGUGACUUAAACUCGCGUAUCUACAUAUCGCCAUGGGCAACUCAGGAUCCAAGCGAGGAAAAGGGAAUAUGGCCUCGAAUGAAAACUCCAUCCUCCAGUGCGGAGACAGGUUGUGCAGCUUGACGACCAUCACUAGACGCUGCUAUGACCGCCAGGUAAAUGUAGCGCGGAAACUGAAGGAAUUAGCAGAUGAGCUGGACAAACAACAAGGGGGUAUGGACAAAGCUAAGAUAGGACUGACGGCGGUGAGCGCAGCUGUAGCAGCUGCCAGCUUCGGGCUCGGCUUCGUCACAUUUGGAGCUUCGCUUGUACUGACAAUUGUUGGCGCCACAGUAUCGGCUGCAAGCGCUGCAGGCGCCAUAGCUACGUCCGUGGCAGAGAAGGCCAUCAAGAACAAGAAGAUGAAGGAGGCCAACGAGGCUAUAUUGUCGUACACAGAGGCAGUAACCGAAUUUGCUCCCGUGUUGGAACACUUUUGUGCUGGUCUGUCCACUGACGAGGAAAGACAGAGAAUGCGUGAGGUUCUCACUGAUGCAACCAUACCAUCAGACAGUGUCCGUUUCAGUGGGAUAGAUAGCGGAAGUGACCUCUGUGAAACAUGUGCCAAAGGUCAUAAGAUUGUGGCAACAGCUCUUCGCGUCCAGGAAGCUCUGCAGUUGAAGGGACCGAACAAGGGGCGAGUGGAAUCAGGUGCUGAAGUGGCGCGAUGGACACUGGGCAUGCUGACAGAAGCGUCAUCGUUUGGCGCAGAAGCUUUCAAAACACUGAAUUCGGCUGCCAAGGUUAUCAAAAUUGGCGGUGCAGCCUUAGUUGGCGUUGGUCUGAUCAUCGAUGUAGGAUCUAUAAUAUAUUACAGCAUCAAGGUCCACAACAAACAGCCUUCAGAGGUUGCUCAGCUGUUUCGUAUAAUGGCUGACGCAUUCAAACAAUAGGCAGUUUCAGCCUGUUACAAUAUCUUUGUGUAGAUACCAAGGAGGCACAUGCCACGUAACCACGACAGCCUGAAACAGAAAUUCAUGAUGCAGACAAAGCCGAACCAACUGACGAAGCUGUCGUAUUUUCCUGUACUCCAAUCCAUGUAAAUCACCGUAUAUGUGCAGUAACUGUGUCAGAUUGUUAUAUCUGAAAUUAUCAACCGUAACGCAUAAAUUUAAUAACAUAUGUGGAAACUAUUUUGAAUAAAUGUUAAUUAAUAAAUUGCAAAUGACAUCAUGACAUUUUAAUGUGCCAAUUUGUUUUGCGUUUAUGUUUCCAUAAACAAAAAAAGCCACGCCCACUAGCAGACUACUGUUUCCUGAUUGGCUGACAAUAGAGUGGGCGAGGCUUGGGUUGCAUUACUGCACUGCCCGUACCGUUGUCUACAGCUUUUGUAUGUUACUGAUUAUAAAAGUAUAUGAAGUUA
Molecule: messenger RNA, 1701 nt
Organism: Haliotis rufescens (red abalone)
Lineage: Eukaryota; Metazoa; Mollusca; Gastropoda; Lepetellida; Haliotidae
Exons: 2
Coding region: 332-1231 (299 amino acids)
Biological process (GO): lipid transport; lipoprotein metabolic process
Cellular component (GO): membrane; extracellular region
Molecular function (GO): lipid binding
Source: RefSeq, a predicted model, not a curated record